CGAAAAUAAUUCAAGUGUGUGAGUUAGCUUUCACCUCCGUUUAUUUAAAGGCGUGCUGUUCAACACCCUGUGAAGACUCAGUGCGUAUUCUCAUGCGAUCGCGGGGCUUUUGCGAUUGCCCUCAUUGUUGUCGAGCUAAGGGAUCGCACGGACUUCUUGUUUUGACGUUGGGUACAAGGAGACGCCACAAAUUGCAGACAAAAAAGCCUGGAAGGAAGCACCAGCGGUAGCAAACCCUCAGUCCUCAUGUACGGUGGAGCGGCUCCUGCGGGACCGAACGGGUACGGAUAUGGGUAUGAAGACCCCAUGGAGGGGGCCAUGUCUGGUAUCAAAGUGAAAACUUGCUUUACCCACCCUAGAUAAAGUGCUGCGCAGAAAUGCUUUUCGUUUUCUAGAGAAAAAAUUAUCGUGCGUGCUGUACUGUACGAACUAAAACAAGAGGGCAGACAUUUUCAGUGCAGAAAUGUUUGUUUUUGGCUUUUGGUCCUCCGCAGGCCUGGUUGCGGAAGGACAGCAUGCGGGCUUCGCUCGACAGGGUUUUUAUGACAUUUGCUCUCGUUUAGGAUUGUUGUACGUACUAUAAAUAUUCUAAUUGGUAUGUCGCUCUGUGUCUCCCCUUCUUGUUGAGGUUGACACAGGCCGCCUUGUCUGAAUGUUGAUUCUAAUCCUCCUAUCAGCUAUUGAGGUUUCGCCCCACUGGGAUGAAUGUGAUCUAGCCACGGAUGUUGAAGAGGGGCGAACGCAGCCUCUGCUUAACAUGCUUUUACACCUUUUUCGAAGAGAGCUUGCUUUGCUUCAACGAACUCACAAGUGAAAAAACGAGGCAAGAACAAAAGAAGUUGGGGGUGGGUUGCGCAUGCGUUUGGCUUUGAUACCAACACGGGGUGAAAAGUGGGACUUUGGCAGCGAGGAAGCGCAAAUCAUAACUGCGCACAUGGAGGAUGAGGGCAUCAGAAAGAAAUUUGCGAUAUGCUUCAGAAAGUUUUGAGUUGCAGAUCGUAUUUUUUGGAUUUCAUGUUGCAUCCAUUUUCUGUUUCUUACCUAGAAAGAAACGAGAGAGUACUUGUAGAGCCUUGUUCCACACUGUAAGUUUCACAUGCCUUCGUAUGUGGCAGGGUCACCCUGUGUGAUGCCCCUGGAAUGUCCCCGUGGACGCAACUCAAAACUUUCUGUGCAUAGAGCAGAAAAGUCCUGGGGAUCACGACCUUGAUGCUAGGAAUUUGCAGCGCGUUGCCGCUUAUCAUGAAGCCAUGCAAGGAAACGGCUGCUCUUCUUGAGGCUACCCAUAUUGCAGCGCCCUGCAAGCACAAAUACCCCGGGGGGUAGUGAGAACAUGCAUGAGCAUGAUCACGGAGCGAUCAUAGCUAAAAAUAGUUCAUUCUAUUUUCUUUGAGCACACUGCCAACAUCAUCAUCAUUGUAAUAUCUAUGCCUGUAGGUGUAGACUGACACUUUCCUGUCACUCUGCGGACGGCCGCCUGACGGUCUUACUUACUGGUGUCCCCCUGAUAAUUGUAUUCGGAGUAUUAUAAUUAUAUCGUAACGAAAGCGAAAAAGGAAAAUGAAAAUCCGAUGCGGAUCGCAAGUCAUCGCGAUGAAGACUCACAAAGUCAAUUAUAGGAAUAUUCAUCGGCUCACUGGCUUGGUAUGGGUAGCACAUUUUUCAAGGCGAUAAUUUUGGCAUGUAGGGUACCCAAAGAUCAAGGCGAUAGAAUUUCAGAUAGCCGUAGCUGGGCGGGGGUAUCAGUUUUCAGAUGGCCAGGAGAAAUUGAACGCGGUUUAUCACACGUAAUUUCGCACUCACCAUCUUGUCGUGCGUUGCUGUGCAUGUGUCCCGUCUAGCGGCCUGUUUUUCGGUUCCGCGAGCAGCCUGUCCUGGAACAAGCAUGACAUUUGUUUCAUAUUUGUUCGACCAUCAGAGGUUGACAAGAGGUCUGAGCGAAAAUUACACACGAUACCACCUAUCGCAUGGAAAGCAUUUCUGCCCUUGCCGCAAACUUCUUUUUCCGUUCAUAGAAAUAGUCGCGCUCGCCAGCAAAAAAGUGAGCCAUGUGCGCUGAUCUUGUACUGCGCGGGAAGAACAUCCCCUUGAUUCUUUUUUCGGGUCCUGCGCUAUAUCUUCGCUGUACGCGGCGUAUUGUAACCCAAGGAAGUUUUGUUCCUCGCUGCAAAUGUAUGCAUGAUGGAGCGCCGCCCCGGGACCCAAUCGAAUCCGAAACCGCAUCGGAAUUGCGGCCACGGUGAGCAGUUUUUCACGCCAGUACUCUCCGUAAUACGUCGGAAAAAUGGAACUGCCGUGAAAAACUCCUCGUCCUUUUGUGUACUUUUUGGCGCAAGAUCACUUGUACGCGUGCUCUUUUGUGCCGCACGAUAUACAAAGCUUGGGCACAGGGAUUGAAAGGCUUUCCAAGCGAUAGUGCUGGUGGAAUGUUCAUGACGGAGCUCAAUCCGAGUGGUAUACUAUAAAGAUAGAAAUGCAAAAGCAAAUAUGGAGAAUCAUGCGAUUGUUGGACUUGGAUUUUGUGUUUGUGGGUGCUACCGCAGCCUCCACCUUACACAUUCAUACACAUCAUGUGUUGAUGAUGCUGAAGGAGUAGCAAGUUGGGCGCAGUUGCAGAAUCUUGGUGGCCUCCAAUUUUUUGCGAUGCAACGCCGCGACCCAUCCUGAUAGCUCGCGACCCAUAUUUACAGCUUUGCGCGCGACCUUGCUCGUUGCAUUGGGGCCAGAGUCGUCUUGUUUGAAGCAAUAGUCUCAGCCAGAAUAACAGGAUAAGGUUGAUUAUGUACUGAACGCGCGACGACGCCGAGGCCGACGUCUAAACCUACUGAUAUAAAUGAACCUUAUUCAUUUUCACCGCGCAAUACUUAACUUAGUAUGAAAAGGAAAAUACAAAUAAACGUCGAUUGCACCACAGGAAUCAUCCCUGAAGGUAUGCUUGCCAGCGGCAGCUCAACCCUUGCGGGCGAGUAUGCAAAAGCUCCCUCCGAGGCCUUCGUCGACGAAGUCUAUGAGACUCUGUACAAUCUUCGGCUGAUUUCCGGGCUCAUGUUUGGUGCUGGCUUCCUCAUUGGGCUUGCGACCUACUGCGCCGUGGUUUCCGGCUCUGCUGGCGAGGCACCCAAGCAAGGGGCCUGGCCUUACAUUCUCUGCAUCGUUGUUGCACUAAGCUUUGCUUUGCAGCUGCAGUUUACCGGAUGAAAAUACACAUCGCCACCGCCGUGUGUGCAGCAGGGACUUUUGAUAUGUAGAAGCUCGCACUUCACACCAGCUAUCGUCCAUGAUUUUAUCAACGGACCCAUGUUGUUCGUGUCUUAGUAAUUCUACUCUGCAACCAGUUCUUCCGAAACGGACCUCGAUAUAUUCGGAAGGCAUGCUCUCGAUCUUGAAUCGACCUCAAGUUGCGACUUCGCAGACUGCAAGCCGCACUUUUUUAGAUACAGGGGCGCUCGUGUAUUUUUCUGUUUCACCACCUUCACCUGCUUCUUUGAAGCGACCUCGGCGGUUUGGAUCUCCGUGGUAAUCGCCUCUGUGACGGUGCUGUUGCUCUUCGUUUUUUCUGUCGCGAUUGACCUGACCGGCGGGGCGCUCUGGAUUUCUGGGCUAGUUAUCUCAUUGCUCAUGGCCGCUAUUGCUGUCGCCGUCGUCUGCUCCGGUUACGCCGGGGGCGAGGAGGGAAAACAGUACCUAGCUACUUUUUUGUUCUGUUUCAUUUUCUUUUCAUCUCGGCCCGGGUCAGACAGCAGCUUUGGCGGUGCUAAGGAGUGUGUAAGUCAAAGAAACUAUAUUACAGUCUAGUGCUUAUUGAUGCAGCGAACUAAUCUGUAUUAAUAUUUUCGUAAACAUAUAAUUAACCAGCGUCGGGACGGUGACGAUUUUUGUGUUUUCGAUGGCCAGUUUCGCUUUUGUGGUCUACAUCUUGUACGGAUUUCAGCGAAUCGUCGGAGGAAAGAAUCAGCAGCACGAGUUCUGGGUGGACAAAAUUUCGAGCGAUGACUACGCGCUUGCGGCGGCACUGUCCUUCGCGCAUUUUUUCAACCUGUUUGUAUGGAUUUGGCGAGCAAUCAGAGGCCCACCCCCGAAAGAUGCAGCAACGGAAUGGGCAGCGAGGAGCCGAUUGUCGGGGAGGUUUCGCACAUAGAGAAAUAUUUAUGGUUUGAAAAGGAAAUCACUUCUUUGCCCAUCGUUUCUUUUUUUCGGUACUUUUAGAGUGGAUGGGUAUAAUAAUUCAGAUCGCGAUGUCAGCACGACCCGAGACCAGAACGCAUAUAAAAGAAGCACGCCUGUGUAUAGCAAUUCUCAUGCCUCGCCGGCUGUCCAGCAUUGAGGCAAAUAGAUGUAACAAUUUUCUGUCGAUGGUAGGUAUUGCAUGCUGGUCCCAGCACAGGACCGCACAUGUAUUUGAAUUUACGUGACGUGGUUCGUAGUUCUUGGGACCGCUGCUGCCUCACAAAGGUGCGCUCGCUGCGUCGCGGUAUGACGGGUCAGCUGAUCUUUACGGCGAAAACUCGGCGGCCAAACAUCGAUGAUUCUUCCUUCAAUAUCGCACCCUCCAGCUUUUGUGUGUGCUAUCUAAUUACAACUUAGCAUAGCUACAAUUAAUUUAACAGGAUACUUUCCUGCUACAGUACGCUUCUCUUUCAGCGCAAGGGCAAUAGUAGCGAUCGCGCGCAUGAUAAUAAUUCCCAUUGAUUCGCCCGACAUCUGCAUAUCGCUAUACUUGGCGGUGGGUGUUGGCUGCUUUCAGUCCUCGCAAGGCUUUAUGGGCUUCCUCGCCCUGUUUUCGUCGUUUCACUCUGUUACAUGCUGAAAGAAUCUCGUCAUCGCUCGGUGCCUCUUACGUGAGCCCCUCUAUAUCUGC
Amoebophrya sp. A120 is the source of this 4858-nucleotide messenger RNA. Lineage: Eukaryota; Dinophyceae; Syndiniales; Amoebophryaceae. The record is from the annotation of a GenBank genome assembly.